AUGUCCCGGCUGCUGUUCACGCGGCGGCCCGCGCGGCUGCUCCCGGAGCAUGACGACGAGGACCCCGCGUCCGCAUACUCGUCACUGCUCGACCAGGAUGACCCCGCUGUCGCUGAGCACCAGGCGGCGGCGGCGGCGGCGGCGGCGGCCUCUGCCUUCCCACAACGUUCCCAGAGUCUACGGUAUCAGCACCGCAGGACAAAGUCCAGCCCGAAAGUGUACACAGCAGCCGCCCAGACCGCCGUCAUAAGGCGGCAGCCGAGCUGGACUGGCGAGCGUCCCGUGAGGAAGCUGAUCAAGGAGCCCACCGCCGGAUCUGCUCGCCCGAGCUUUUCGGUUGAGAUCAGCGACGGGGACGGGGACGGGGAUGGUGGUGCUCAGGGGAAGGAGAAGGGCAAGGCUGGCAGUGGUACUGUGCGACGGUCUAUCUUACGGCUAAGAGAUUACUGGAAAGGGGAGAAGUGA
Phaeoacremonium minimum UCRPA7 is the source of this 465-nucleotide messenger RNA. RefSeq lists its product as hypothetical. The record is from RefSeq and is a predicted model, not a curated record. The transcript has a single exon. Bases 1 to 465 code for a protein of 154 amino acids. Lineage: Eukaryota; Fungi; Ascomycota; Sordariomycetes; Togniniales; Togniniaceae.